Messenger RNA from Erigeron canadensis, 912 nucleotides. RefSeq lists its product as uncharacterized. The transcript has 2 exons. The coding region runs from base 1 to 912 and encodes 303 amino acids. NCBI's taxonomy places the organism in Eukaryota, Viridiplantae, Streptophyta, Magnoliopsida, Asterales, Asteraceae. The record is from RefSeq and is a predicted model, not a curated record.
AUGAAGUGUCCAUCCCACCUAGGGACGUAUGAAGGGAAAACUGAUCCCGAUGACUUCCUACAAUUAUUCAGAAGAGUGGAAGCUAUGCAACAAUGGAUUGACCCAGUAGCUUGCCGAGCCUUCGGUUGGGUACUCAAAUGUGACUCCAAAGAAUGGUUUAACAAUCUCCCAAAGGGUUCAAUAACUGGCUUCACGGACCUGAAAGAGAAAUUCCGAGAAUACUUCAGCCAACAAAAAAAGCACAAGAAGACUUACAUCGCGGCUCAUAAUAUCAAACAGGGAUCGGAGGAAGAAUCCCAAAGGAUAUCAGGCCUCAUCCACGGGUGCCGAAGCAGAGCCCUUAUCGAGCAUCUGGUAGAAAAGCUAUUGGAGACUUUCAAAGAUAAAAAGGCCAAGGCCUACGCAUGGCUUGAUGCCAGGGACAUAGCGGCUAAUAGCAUCGGAGUACCUACACAAGACGGGGAGCCUACCGGAGGUAAAAGAAAGCAAAGAUUGUUUAAUAACAAAGAUACCCGAGUCAAAUAUUCUCCGUACAACAAGGAAGACAAAGGUAAGGAAAGAGCAGUCCUCCCGAAGCUUACCAAAACCCCAAGGGCAAUCCUAGAAAAAGAAAAAGUGGCAAAGACCUUCGCACCCCCACCAAAGCUCAGCAACAAAAACAAGAAGAAUUGUUAUGAGUACUGUGAAUUCCACUGCGAUCAUGGUCAUGAUACUAAUGACUGCAUCAACCUAAAGAAAGCCAUAAGCAAGGCCAUAAAAGAGGGAGAGCUAGGUCACCUAUUAGUGGAGAUUCGACAAAACACCAAGGUGAAAGAUGAAGAAGGAAGCCAAGAAAGGAUCAAAGUCCCGGAACAAACAAUCUUUAUGCUUUACAAACAAGACAAGGAAUUGUCAGAUAUGGAAAGCUCCUAG